AUGUGGAGGCUGAGAGCCCACAGCUAUCUGAUCUCGGGUCUGCUAAUCCUUGGAUUAUCUGGGACCUACCAACAGGCGACCCAAACCUCCACCAGCAGCCCCCAGACCACCAAGCAGACGAGCGAUCGGCACAGCUUCCACCUUGCCCUCCCCCACACCUCCGCCGACCUGGACGCCCUCACCAACGCCACCCUGAGCGCCUACCUCUCCAUCACAGCCGGCACCUACAACAGCACGCCGGUGAACGUGACCGUCUGGCACCCGGUGAUGUCCGUCAGUUCCGUGACGGUCCAGCUGGGCGCCUUCAACAAGUUCUACCUCCCCUCGACGUUGGUGCACCCUGACUCGGGGCGUUCAAGCCGCGGGGUGCUGGUGACGUCAUCGUACCGGAUACACGUCACGCUCUACACUAAAAUCCAACAAAUCACUGGAACAAUUGCCUUGGCAUAUUAUGAGAUAUUUGAUGUAUGUCAAAGAUCAGCGAGCAGGGUGGAGAGUUUGACACUCGCCAACAUCCUACCGCUGCGUCUGCUCCACACGCAGUACAUGUUGGUGACGCUUCCCACCAAGAACAUCUCCAGUCUCGCUCGCGUCAUUGUCGUGUCGACGCAAGAUGGUAACACUAUGGAGUUAAGGUUCCCAAAACUGGACACGUCACCGUCCAUUGAGUUUACUCUCAAGCAGACUGCGGUUGUAAGACCUCAGUUCAUUGGCGUAACCCUGGACCAAUCAGACGUUCUCUUUCUGGAGAGCAAAGGAGAUCUAACGGGUUCAACUGUGAAGUCGGCCUAUCGUGUCGCUGUUUUUAUCGCCAUGAACGAGAUACCAGCUCCAACUCUACAGCUCCAGCUCUCCAGCUCCAACUCUCCAGCUCCAGCUCUCCAGCUCCAGCUCUCCAGCUCCAACUCUCCAGCUCCAACUCUCCAGCUCCAACUCUCCAGCUCCAACUCUCCAGCUCCAACUCUCCAGCUCCAACUCUCCAGCUCCAACUCUCCAGCUCCAACUCUACAGCUCCAGCUCUCCAGCUCCAACUCUCCAGCUCCAACUCUCCAGCUCCAACUCUCCAACUCUACAGCUCCAACUCUCCAGCUCCAACUUUCCAGCUCCAACUCUCCAGCUCCAACUCUCCAGCUCCAACUCUCCAGCUCCAACUCUCCAGCUCCAACUCUCCAGCUCCAACUCUCCAGCUCCAACUCUCCAACUCUCCAGCUCCAACUCUCCAGCUCCAACUCUCCAGCUCCAACUCUCCAGCUCCAACUCUACAGCUCCAGCUCUCCAGCUCCAACUCUCCAGCUCCAACUCUCCAGCUCCAACUCUCCAGCUCCAACUCUCCAACUCUCCAGCUCCAACUCUCCAGCUCCAACUCUCCAGCUCCAACUCUCCAGCUCCAACUCUACAGCUCCAGCUCUCCAGCUCCAACUCUCUAGCUCCAACUCUCCAACUCUACAGCUCCAACUCUCCAGCUUCAACUCUCUAGCUCCAACUCUCCAACUCCAACUCUCCAACUCUACAGCUCCAACUCUCCAGCUUCAACUCUCUAGCUCCAACUCUCCAACUCCAACUCUCCAACUCUCCAGCUCCAACUCUCCAGCUCCAACUCUCCAGCUCCAACUCUCCAGCUCCAACUCUACAGCUCCAGCUCUCCAGCUCCAACUCUCUAGCUCCAACUCUCCAACUCUACAGCUCCAACUCUCCAGCUCCAACUCUCCAGCUCCAACUCUACAGCUCCAGCUCUCCAGCUCCAACUCUCUAGCUCCAACUCUCCAACUCUACAGCUCCAACUCUCCAGCUCCAACUCUCCAGCUCCAACUCUACAGCUCCACUCCAACUCUCCAGCUCCAACUUUCCAGCUCCAACUCUCCAGCUCCAACUCUCCAGCUCCAACUCUCCAGCUCCAACUCUCCAGCUCCAACUCUCCAGCUCCAACUCUCCAGCUCCAACUCUCCAGCUCCAACUCUCCAGCUCCAACUCUCCAGCUCCAACUCUACAGCUCCAGCUCUCCAGCUCCAACUCUCUAGCUCCAACUCUCCAGCUCCAACUCUCCAGCUCCAACUCUCCAGCUUCAACUCUCCAGCUUCAACUCUCCAGCUCCAACUCUCCAGCUCCAACUCUCCAGCUCCAACUCUCCAGCUCCAACUCUCCAGCUCCAACUCUCCAGCUACAACUCUCAAAAUCUCCAGCUCCAACUCUCCAACUCUCCAGCUCCAACUCUCCAGCUCCAACUCUCCAGCUCCAACUCUCCAGCUCCAACUCUCCAACUCUCCAGCUCCAACUCUCCAACUCCAACUCUCAAGCUCCAACACUCCAGCUUCAAGCUGUUGCUUCCCAACGGCGUCUCGAGGCGGAACGGGAGGUGCAGACCGCAUCGGGUGA
Molecule: messenger RNA, 2373 nt
Organism: Physella acuta
Lineage: Eukaryota; Metazoa; Mollusca; Gastropoda; Physidae
Source: RefSeq, a predicted model, not a curated record